This is a messenger RNA of Actinia tenebrosa (Australian red waratah sea anemone), 1852 nucleotides long. RefSeq names its product lactadherin. The record is from RefSeq and is a predicted model, not a curated record. Lineage: Eukaryota; Metazoa; Cnidaria; Anthozoa; Actiniaria; Actiniidae.
UCAAGGCGAACGGUUUCCUUGGUAGUGACUUAAACUUUGAAAGAUUAAACCCAGAAAGAGAACGAUUUCUAAUGCGUGUGAGAAGCCGAGGUAGCUAAUGUUGCAGCGAUGUCUACUCUAGCUAUCAAGACUUCAUUACUCCUCUCAACAAUCUCACGUUGCAUCACAGAUCAGCAGUUUAACUGGUUCAUGGUUCUCGGAUUUAUAUCAAUACAGACAAUAAUCAGGAUUUCCUGCACAAACGAGUGUCGUUCAGUCACAUCUAUAGAUAGAUAUACACUGAAAGGUCACGCCUAUAAGACUGUGAAAGACAAGGACGUAAUCACGUGUGUAGUCACGUGUGACCAUGAUCCUGCUUGCUACAGUAUCAAUUAUAUAUUCAGCACAGGGACAUGUGAAUUGUGCCACACAACACGAGUGUCUCAUCCAUCGGACCUGAUAUACACCCCGGAUUCUGUAUACAUGGAGCAUCUAUCUAGACCAGCAGGGUCUUGCUCGGGCAAUAUGCCCUGUAGGAACCGCGGGACGUGCGUCAAUGUCCCGCAAUCACCGGGAUACCGUUGUUUUUGUCGGGAUCACUAUGUCGGUGACCUUUGUGAAGAAUGCUCUUCACCACAUGUCGGUUUGUCAGACAACCGCUUGCCUAACGACAAAAUAACUGGCACGUCUAAUGGCCAAUGGAUGAUUACUUUCUUCUAUCCAUACAUGGCAAGACUCAAGGGGUCUUCUGCCUGGGUCAGUUCGUUACUGGACACCAGUCCCUUCCUGGAAAUCAAUGUGGGUCCGAGAAGUAGAAUGAUUACGAAGAUAGCAACUCAAGGCAGCCCAGAGUAUGACUGGUGGACUACAUCAUAUUCGGUGAAAUACAGUUUGAACAGAGUAUCGUGGACUGAUUAUACGGACAAUGACACUGGACAACCCAAGGUUUUUCGAGGCAAUUCUGAUAGGAAUACGAUAGUMCAACACACUUUCAAGCCAGCAUUUGUAGCAAGGUAUCUUAUCGUAUCCUUACUGGGCAAACAUACAAGGAGUGCAAUCCGCCUGGAAUUUUAUGGUUGUUAUGCAGAAUGAAACCUGAAGUCUCGAUGAUGACACCGUUCUCUAUUAGCUACCUCAUAGAUGAUCUCAUCAUAUUUGUUCACUUGUUUGAACAAAGCUAUUGUGGAUGGCGUCAGGGACGCCAUCUUGGCUCAUUCAAACAAGCGGCAAGACAACACUUUUUACUAUUUGGACAAAUUAAAAGUAUCUAUCACGUUAGAAAUAGCUUGCGUCAAUUGCCUUGUUCCUUCAUCAGCCAUAGGCAACGUUGUCUUCAGUUUGCGAUCGUGACGAGGUAUAACAUUUCUUGUGAUGACCUUUCGAUCGAUCCCAGAAAAAUUAUUUCAUCCCUGUGAAUUUAACCAUGAAAUCCCAAUCUUUCUUGUGUGAUCUCGAUCCCAAGCAAGUUAAUUUUUUCCCUCGUCACGGCCCUGCACUGUUAUUAAUAUAAUAUCACUCAUUUUGAAACUACAGCACUUAAAAAAAGGAAAGCAAAGAGGUCAUGAUAUUCUAAAUUUAAAUUUAGUGCAUGAGUUGAAUUUGGUUUUGAGUUAGGAUAUAYAACCCCCACAAAAAACCUUCAUAGAUGAGGUGAUACGUGAUUUCAAAUAUUGUUCACUGUACAUGUAAAUCAGCCUUUACUGGCCCGAAAAGUAUACAGCUAAUAUAUUGCGUAAUAGAUCGCUGAAAUCUUUUGAUAACUCCCAACGAAUAACAAAUAUUACUUAUAUUUGUAAGAUUUUUAAAAUCAACGGACGUACUAUAAUUGUUAACAUGAUGAAUGUUAGUAAAAGUAACAUGAAAACUAUAAAAA